Molecule: messenger RNA, 2238 nt
Organism: Williopsis jadinii
Lineage: Eukaryota; Fungi; Ascomycota; Saccharomycetes; Phaffomycetales; Wickerhamomycetaceae
Gene: BIR1
Product: survivin
Exons: 1
Coding region: 1-2238 (745 amino acids)
Source: RefSeq, a predicted model, not a curated record
AUGCCACCGAGAAAGAAGAGAUCGUCGUCUUCUGUGGCGAGCACCACGCACGAGGAGCCAUCGAACUUGGCUGCCACGAACGUCAGGGCACAGACCUUUGUGAACCACCAACUGCCCAACGGAUCAGCACGCUCAUGGCCUCAUAAGACGCCAUCUCCUGAAUUCAUGGCCAAAGCUGGUUUCUACUUCUUCCCUACGGACCGGUUGAAGGAUCGUGUCAAGUGCUUCUACUGUAAGAAGGCCCAGUCCACCUGGAAGAACGUGAAGGACCCCACAAGCCAUCAUUUGAAGAAGAGCCCAUCUUGCCUGUUUGCUCAGAUGCAUCACUAUAUGACUGAGAGCAACUCCAACCCUGGCUUCGACUGGGCCAGUGCUGGCAUCUUUGGCGACCCUUUGUGUGAGGAGGCUGUGAAGAUGAGGACGGAGUCCUUUGCGAACUGGCCCUUCGACAAGCUCGCGGCCGCUAAGCCGACGAGUGACAAGAUGGUGGCUGCUGGGUUUGUUUACUAUCCACAGGAGGAGGAGGACGACCUGGCCAUCUGUAUGUACUGCGGCACGUCGCUCGAAGGCUGGGAACUGGAUGAUGACCCGAUGGAGGAACACCGGAAGAGAGCGCUGGAGAGAGAUUGCCAUUUCAUUAGGGUUUUUGACGGGUCAGUUUCAAACUCUUCGAAACGACAGAGCGAUCAACUUUUGGUCUCACCGGUAGAGAAAAGGUCGAAGUUGAUGACUGAAACGUCGACAAUCGAGGAAGAGAAUGAAGAGGAUGAGGAGAACGAAGAGAAUGAGGAGAACGAAGAGAAUGAGGAGAACGAAGAGAAUGAGGAGAACGAAGAGAAUGAGGAGAUAGCGGGUGCGACGAAAUCGGAUCUUUUAAAAGACGACGAGGAUCAAUCAAUAAGACGAAGACCUAGAAGAGUGCGGAAAGUUGUCAAGAGAUUAAUUGAUGAUGGCUCUUCGGUGGAUGAAACUCAGCACGAUGAGACGUUCAGUCUAACUGGUAAUUCUGAACACUUGAAUGCCGACGAGGAGUACUUUGAAUCGUCUAAUACAAGAUCAAACAGAUUGAAAUCUUCUUCGAAACAUGCACCACCAACGUCUCCACUCAAAAAAUCAAAGAUCUUGGAUAGUUCGAUGGAUAAGGAAGAUAUAUUUGCUGCAAAUGAUAAAAACAUUGAAUUACCACCCAUUAAGUUACGCUCAAGCCCAGACAAGAAACCUAAGAGGAACUCGACAUUACAGGACAUUACGAACUUGAGGUCCCCACAAAAGGGACAGGUUCAACAAGUGAACGACAAUAACGAUGAAGAUGAAAUCUUACUAGUCACAAAUAGUAGUGACAGGUCAAGAUCAUUGAUGCCUUCUGUGUCUCCAGCAAAGUCACCUGCAAAAUCUUCUCCAAAAUCUUCUUUGGAGCUUCCAUUGGCUGAUGUGCUAGAUCAAAGCCAUCUCAAGAAUUCAGAUGAUGAUGUUGCGACUAUCAGACCUCAGUCACAGAAUGGUGAUUUGUUAGGUGGGUUGAACAACAGCUCAUCUCCAUUGUCCUCUUCGAUCUCACAGUUGGAUCCAUCUCCGCUGGCUUCCAAGUCUCAAGGAACAAAUUCUCCUGCAAUAUCAGAACAACUUUCGAAGAGAGAACUUCGGAUAAAUCGAACCAAUUCAAGAUUUUUCGAUAGUCCUAAAAGAAGCGAAAGUCCCUUCCUUGAUAAGGACUACAAGGGAGAUGAUAAGAUUGAGCUCCCUGUUUCAACUGCUGUUGAUGAGGAUCUACCAGUUGAUGAUGAUACGCCAAUAGGGGAAUCCACGGAUCACAAUAUCCAGAUCAGUGAACCAGCCCCUGAAGCGAAAUUUGAACCACAACAACAGCUCAUUGCUGAAGAUGAUAAUGAAUCGUUCCAUUCAGCUGAGGAAGAGACACCGGAUAACUUUUGGCAACCAACUAAUACGAAUAAGUUGUUUGAAAACUUGGAAGACUUGGACACAGCACGCAAGUUUCUCGCAGUGCUUCAUGAUUUACCUUAUGAGUUGAACGACGAUAUCGAUGGAAGAGUCAGCUGCUUCAUUAAUGAAAUGCCCGAUGAUGAGAUUGAGAUGACCAUCGAGCAAUGGAUUACGCAUAUUGCAUCACAAGGCCGUGAACAUCUAAACACUGUGUGUACAAAGAUGUUAGAUGUAUUCGACGAUGAAUGCUCGAGGGCUUUGAAGAGACUUGAGAAUCUCCCAGUGAGAACUCCAUAA